Molecule: messenger RNA, 1309 nt
Organism: Tricharina praecox
Lineage: Eukaryota; Fungi; Ascomycota; Pezizomycetes; Pezizales; Pyronemataceae
Exons: 5
Coding region: 1-1194 (397 amino acids)
Biological process (GO): metal ion transport; transmembrane transport
Cellular component (GO): membrane
Molecular function (GO): metal ion transmembrane transporter activity
Source: RefSeq, a predicted model, not a curated record
AUGGUAACGUCAACUCCUUUGUCGUCGCUAUCCGAGUUCCGCGAAUAUCUCGAAAGCCGAAAACACAUCCUGUUGCCGCCCGGCGACGCAAUGCUGGCAGGUGAUUCGUUCAUAUUCCUGAUCGAGGACCUUUCGCCAAACUUGAUAGAGCUCGUUGGCAGCUACCUUUCCAUCGCUCCCGAGGUCUUCCUACAUUACACCAAAAGGGUCGCAUGGGAGCGGGCCGCGGUUCCACCGGCCCAGGACGUCGAGAACCGGACUCCUCCCAAACGCGAACCAGAGCUCGACUGUUUCGUAUUUCGCCCGUACAAGGCCAUCACAGAGCUCGCCGUCUCCGGCAAAUACCCGGCGUACAUCUGUGCGGUGCAAGAGCGUGCCACAUCGUACAUGUCGGGUCAGCAUUGCGAAACUAUCGACGCCAACGAUGGCUUGCGCAUCGCACUGCCCGAACUCCUCGCUCGUGCCAGGAUCCGACUUCUCACGCACACACUCGACUGGUGGGGCUGCAUCCUGUGGAAGAUGGGCCGCGCUUUAGAUGGGAUCGAUGCAUCACUGUCCGACCACUUCGUAGUCUCGCGCAGGUUGCCGGAGUGGCGGCGAUUGUGGUGUAACUGGCGGGGACUCCUCGCCGAUUUGGAAAGCACCGCUCAGCGCACGACAUCGUUGAUCGACACCCUCGCGAUCGGACCGGAAAGCGGCUACGACGAGCUGCGACAGCUCAAAAUAGGCCUCGCAGCGUGUGAGAAGGACCGCAAACGGCUGGAGCGGCGGGUCGAGUCGAGCUUCCAAGCGUUGAUGUCGACGAUGUCGAUCAUCGAAAGUCGUAACGCCGUGUCUCAAGGGGAAUCGAUCAGCAAGCUCACGGAGCUUGCAUUCAUCUUCAUACCACUAUCCUUUGCCACGUCGUUCUUUGGGAUGGAAAUCAAGGAAUGGGAGGCUACCAAGCCACAGCUAUGGCAGUUCUGGACCGUCUCGUGUGGGCUCCUGCUGGUUGCGUAUCUCAUUCGACUUACAAUACGCUCGACACGGUUUCAGGAUCCCCUCGGGAGGCUGAAACUCAGGGUCGCACAGGCGUCGGCCAUCCCCGAGGGCACUAAUAUUCCAUCGCGGGCAUGGUUCAAAUACGUGUCUAAGUCGGCAUUCCGCACGAUCGGAACUGCAUCAAGUCUGCAAGCACGCGGCUACAAAUGUUGAAUAGCGCCGGAGGACAUCUCGGGCUCUGGAGUGGUGAUAGGGGCCGGUCGCCGAAUGGCGAACCAUCAGCCAUGAUCUGGAUACAUGUAUAUAGAGGACAUACUGCUGUGACAAG